Candidozyma duobushaemuli is the source of this 2538-nucleotide messenger RNA. Its product is annotated as ribose-phosphate pyrophosphokinase 1. Gene Ontology annotation, molecular function: magnesium ion binding; ribose phosphate diphosphokinase activity. Gene Ontology annotation, cellular component: cytoplasm; transcription factor TFIID complex; ribose phosphate diphosphokinase complex. The coding region runs from base 1 to 2538 and encodes 845 amino acids. The transcript is spliced from 4 exons. Gene Ontology annotation, biological process: regulation of cell size; ribonucleoside monophosphate biosynthetic process; purine nucleotide biosynthetic process. NCBI's taxonomy places the organism in Eukaryota, Fungi, Ascomycota, Pichiomycetes, Serinales, Metschnikowiaceae. The record is from RefSeq and is a predicted model, not a curated record.
AUGGCCCUCAAGCUUAAAUUGAAGGUCAAGCCUUCCAACUCUCCAGAGAUGGAGGCGCCUGCUCAAGAGCAGCACCGCUCGCCACCUAGGCCAUCGAGAAAGGUGAAACAUGAAUCCAGCGACAGAAUCUCAAAACCCAAACAUAAGAAAGAGAAGCUAAAGAAAUUGAAGCUCAGUCUAGGUAAGCUGGGUCUGCCAGAAAGCGCAACUCCAUCAUCAUCAGUACCACCGCCACAGCCCAGACCUACGAUAAAGAAAACCCCAAAAGUGAGAAUCAAGCCUACGAGAAUCCCUGGUGAAGGUUACGACUCAGAAGCCCCAGAUGUCGAGGAUGACCCUCUAAUAGAACAGGGUAUCGUCGUGCGGUUUCUAGAUGACUCCAAUCUUGAUUUUGUUCACAAUGCAGUCGAAACAGGCGAUCUUUCAAAUGUAAAUAUCAAGUGGAUCACCAGAGACAAGGCCGUCAUAAAUGUCAAUCUGACGUUAUACUCCGCGAGACUCGUUGACUUGCCCACACUCACGGAAAUUUACAAAACGGUUGACAAGAAGAACAUCUUCAAAACAAUUGACAUCAGUCAGGUUCUCCUAACUCAGACUUACACACACCCUAUUUAUGACCUUUCUACAAACAAGGAGAUAAGAAACUCCAAGACAGUAUACCGCAACGGUUUGGCAUAUGCAUACGAGGAUGUGUAUCGACGGUUCAAACCUCGCAAAGUCAACCAUCGUAUAAUGCAAGAUGUCGAGGCUCGAGUUGAUGAGCUUGUUAAAAGAGACGCGGAGGCACAGGAGAGUCACUAUGAAUAUGUUGACCCCAAGGCUCAGGCUAGAGUCGGUGCUUCUCACAGUCGUUCUGCAACACCAACACAUUCCAUGCCAUCUACACCUUCCGCACGCGUAUUUUCACCUCGUGAAGCUGAAGAUUAUGAAUUCGAACAACAAGAGCAGCAAAUGGAGGUUGAUCUCGAAGCUGACAUUGACAACGCUCUUGAACAAGAAUUGGCGGAGGCUCUUGACUCUACCUCAAAUAACACCGCAGCCACAGUGCUUAUGAAGUCUGAGUACAACGAAGAAGAAGCAAGUGAUGAUGAAGCAACUGCAGGACAGGCUGGUGGCGAGGACGAGGACGAAGAUGACGACGAAGAAGAGGAAGAGGAGGAAGAGGAGGAAGAAGAAGACGCUGGAGACGGCACACUGAAGGAAGACAUGAACAAGGUCAAGAAGCUUGAAGAAGAAAUAGGUGACCUAGAAAAGGCUGCCGACAAGCAAAAGAAGCUUUUGUCGACCGCUAGUUACAAGAUGAUGAGAAUGAAGUUCCAGUCUGCGUUCAACAACUUGAAGGCACAGCUCGAUCAAAAGAAGCGUGAGUUAUCGAAAAUUAAAGAGCAACAACAAAAGCAGCAGCCACCAGAGCCUCCACGCCAGCCCGAAGCUGAGGGUGAAGAGGAAGACGAGGAAGACGAGGAGGAGGAAGACGAAGACGAAGGUGAAAAUGACGACACAAAGAGAAGCCAACCACCUCCAGAGGCCAAGGAAGGACUGGAGAGCAGAGCGACCAGUGAAAAUGCUCCUCAGGAGGACGAUGAUCAGGAUAUGGAGAAUGAGGACUACGGUGAUCUUCAGGAUCUCUUCUACAAUUCCAUAAAACUUUUGGCCAGUGAUGUUCACCGCGGACUCGCUGAACUCGUUGCCAGAAGGUUGGGUCUCAAACUUUCUCCCAGUGAGUUGAAGAGAGACCUGAGUGGUGAAGUCACUUUCAGCAUCGGAGAGAGUGUCAGAGAUGAGGACAUUUUCAUUAUCUGUCAAAUCGGCUCAGGUGAGGUUAAUGACCGUGUUUUGGAGCUUCUUAUAAUGAUCAACGCCUGUAAGACGGCCAGUGCCAGAAGAAUCACCGUCAUUCUCCCUAAUUUCCCUUAUGCCAGACAGGACAGAAAGGAUAAGUCCAGAGCUCCUAUCACUGCUAAGCUCAUGGCAGACAUGUUGACCACCGCCGGCUGCAAUCACGUUAUCACCAUGGACUUGCACGCUUCCCAGAUCCAGGGUUUCUUUGACGUGCCUGUUGAUAACUUGUACGCUGAACCUAGUGUGGUGAGAUACAUCAAGGAGAAGAGAGCUGCUGGUUUGGCUGACACCCUAGACUUGAACUUUGCCUUGAUCCACAAGGAGCGUGCUAGAGCCAACGAGGUUUCCAAGAUGGUGCUCGUCGGUGACGUGGAUGACAAGAUCUGUAUUAUUGUGGACGAUAUGGCCGACACAUGUGGCACGUUGGCCAAGGCUGCUGAGGUGCUUCUAGAGAACAAGGCCAAGGAGGUUAUUGCCAUUGUGACCCACGGUAUUCUCUCAGGUAACGCCAUCAAGAACAUCAACAACUCGAAACUUAAGGCCAUUGUUUGUACGAAUACAGUGCCUUUUGAGGACAAGGUAUCUCAGUGCCCUAAGCUAGAUACCAUCGAUGUGAGUGCCGUGUUGGCUGAGGCCAUCAGAAGACUCCACAACGGUGAGAGCAUUUCAUACUUGUUCAAGAACGCCCCAUUAUAG